AUGUUAAGAGUAAAUCUCCCGCAUUUCCAGCAUUAUUACACUGUUAAAUCAAUUUGUGGACUUGGUAAUUCUGUCGAUAAUUUGGUCAAAUUUCCCCGGGGUGAAAAAAAUUCUAUUAAUAAUUAUUUUAAACAAUUUGGUGUAAAAAUGUUAAGUGAAUAUGUGAUUAAUAAUAUCCAAUACUCCCCCAAAAUCACACACUCAAACUGUCAAAUCAGAUGUGUGACAUUGCCUAGGGAGCACCCGGUGUUGGUGGGUGGUUUGGACGGCUAUGGCACGAGACUACUGAGCGAGUCUGAAUGGCGAAAACUCGGCAUUAAAAUGUCCAAAGGCUGGACUCACUCAGGCUACUCACCCUACGAAUCACACAUUCUCAUCUUUCAACUGCACACACAUAGUAAGGAGUAA
Molecule: messenger RNA, 408 nt
Organism: Theileria parva strain Muguga
Lineage: Eukaryota; Apicomplexa; Aconoidasida; Piroplasmida; Theileriidae
Product: Cyclin-dependent kinase regulatory subunit family protein
Exons: 4
Coding region: 1-408 (135 amino acids)
Molecular function (GO): cyclin-dependent protein serine/threonine kinase regulator activity
Source: RefSeq, a predicted model, not a curated record